CGGAGAGCCAGGGGAACCCGCCGAGGCCGGGCCGCCAGUCCAGACACCCGAAGGGGCGCUGCGAGACCCCCGCGGCCAGCGCAGUCCGGAAACAAGGGAAACAAACCCGGAACCCGACUGGACGGCGCCGGAACUGGGCUCUGCCGCCAAGGUAUUCAGUUCUUCCCAGGAAGCUAAGGCCAUGUUGGAGUGAGGCCCUCCCUUCAACAGGUGACUAGCAUUGCAUCUGGAGUCCUUACCAUGGCCUCUGUCUCUGAGCUCACCUGCAUCUACUCAGCCCUCAACCUGUAUGUCUAUGAAGUGAUCGGCAUGGAGGAUAAGAUCAAUGCCUUCAUCAAAGCAGCUGGUGUGAAUGUUGAAUAUUUUUGGCCUGGCUUGUUUGCAAAGGCCCUGGCUGAUGUUAAUAUCGGGAACCUCAUCUGUAAGGUAGGGGCCGGUGGGCCCUGCCCUGCUGACCCCGCUGCCCCUGCUGACCCCGCUGCCCCUGCUGACCCCGCUGCCCCAGCUGAGGAGGAGAAAGUGGAAGCUGACGAAGAAGAGUCUGAGGAGUCAGAUGACAACAUGGACUUUGGUCUUUUUGACUAAACCUCUGUAACACACUCAAUAAAAAGAAGUCUGUGGGCUUGAGAGAUGGCUUAGCAUUUAAGCACUUGCCUGUGAAGCCUAAUGACCCUGGUUUGAGGCUUGAUUCCCCAGGGCCCAUGUUAGCCAGAUGCACAA
Messenger RNA from Jaculus jaculus (lesser Egyptian jerboa), 720 nucleotides. Its product is annotated as 60S acidic ribosomal protein P1-like. Gene Ontology annotation, molecular function: ribonucleoprotein complex binding; protein kinase activator activity; structural constituent of ribosome. The record is from RefSeq and is a predicted model, not a curated record. Gene Ontology annotation, cellular component: cytosolic large ribosomal subunit; ribosome. The transcript has 3 exons. Gene Ontology annotation, biological process: cytoplasmic translation; translational elongation. NCBI's taxonomy places the organism in Eukaryota, Metazoa, Chordata, Mammalia, Rodentia, Dipodidae. The coding region runs from base 241 to 585 and encodes 114 amino acids.